GCCUGCGUUAUUUCGCCCUCUUGCCUUCCUUCCGCGUCAAACUUCUCCAGUGAGUGCGAAAACUUUCCCUUUAUUCCGCAAGUACGUUCCCGCCUCUUAAAAAACACCAAAAGUCAUCCAAAAACCAACAACUACAACUGUCAUAAAACCAGAUCCGGAUCCAGCUGGGUCCGUUUCUUGCCCCCCCUCCCCCACGACUCCCCGUUAAAUAUUUUCAGGCGCUCGCCUUAGCGAAGCGUGGCAUAGGUUUGUUUGUGUUUUUUUGGAGAGGAGAAGCCAUGGGGCAAGCGGAGGAGCUGAUCCGAAUAGGCAGAAAGCUGGAUAAGAUGGUGUCCAGGAAGAACAUGGAAGGAGCUCUCGACCUACUGAAGAAACUGAACAGUUGCACAAUGACCAUCCAGCUGCUGCAGACCACAAGAAUUGGCGUGGCUGUCAACACAAUCCGCAAGCACUGUGCUGACGAGGAGGUGGUAACUCUGGCGAAAAUCCUCAUCAAGAACUGGAAGAGGUUGUUGGAGUCGGGGACGGAGAAGAGUAAAAAGAAAGAGAGAGACAAAGGGAUUGAUAGCCCUGGCUGGAAAACCGAAGACACCAUUUCCCACCCUGUGAAUCUCUGCAAAAGUUCUAGUGGAAAACAAAAAGACCGAGAUCCCAGAAGUGCUUCAGCUACAUCGAAAAAAUCCCACUUGGAACCUAAAAAAGAGAGAAGAGACUCCGAAGACUCGAGAUCUUCCACCUCCACUGCUGCUUCCUCCUCUUCUCCCAAGAGGCUGUCAACGGACAGGAGGGCCUCCACUGGCUCCAACCCAGCUGCAUCUCCUCCCGGGUCUCGGAAGAAUUCUACCGAUAGCAAAGAAGAGAGAUCCCACAGCAAAGCUAGGCCAGAUGUGCCCAAGACCCCAACCAGCCCCAUCACUCCGACAUUUUCAUCUUCUACCUGCUUCUUGGCAUCGUGCUACCUGACAGGAGACUCUGUCCGGGACAAAUGCAUUGAGAUGGUCUCCGCAGCUCUGAAAAUGGAUGAUGAUUACAAGGAGUUUGGAGUCAAUUGCGACAAGAUGGCAGCUGAAAUUGAAGAUCAUAUCUACCAGGAGCUGAAGGGCACCGAUAUGAAGUACCGCAACCGCGUGAGGAGCCGCAUUAGCAACCUGAAGGACCCCAAGAAUCCUGGCUUGCGCCGAAACGUGUUGUCCGGAGCCAUUCCGCCCAGCCUGAUUGCCAGGAUGACGGCGGAUGAAAUGGCCAGUGAUGAACUGAAGGAGCUGAGGAACGCCAUGACCCAGGAAGCCAUACGAGAGCAUCAGAUGGCGAAGACUGGAGGCACCACAACUGACCUCUUCCAGUGCGGCAAAUGCAAAAAGAAGAACUGUACCUACAACCAGGUGCAAACACGGAGUGCUGAUGAGCCAAUGACGACCUUUGUGCUGUGUAACGAGUGUGGGAACCGCUGGAAGUUCUGCUGAUGUUCCUUGAUGGAUGUUCCAGUGAUGGAAAGAUGAUGUCCUGUCGCAGUCGUUCAGAAGAAACUUUGAACUAUCCACUGAAGAAAUAACAGCAGGAAAGUGGAAGGGGUGCACAUGAAAGGUGGAAAUGCUGGACCCUUAGGGGUGAAUUACUUAAAAGGAGUGGUGAUGGUCUGUUGUUAAUUCAGGUGAUGGAAUGAUGCCACUAUUAGGAAGGCUGUGUUCUGCGAACAUACUGGGCAAGUGCAGAAUUUUGCUUGAGUGCGGAAUUCCACCUUCUGAGACUCCACAUUUUCGUUAUUAUAAAAAGUUUAUACCCCUUAAGCUUUGAAAUUGCAUGUGUGGGCAAUAGAUAAUGAAACUCUCUGAAGCCCGGGAGUGGAUGAAGAUUCUUUGUCUUCAAGAUAUGGCACAUCAGUAGCCUGCAAAAGGUCUUCCUUCCUCUGCCCAACUCGCAACACUUCCUUCAGAUCACAGAACCCAGCUUUUCACGACACAUAAUUUAGAUCAUUUUUUAUCAGUGUAGGAUACAGUUCUGACUGCAGCCCAUUAGCUUAUCGUGUGCUGUUGGGGGAUGACCUCUUUCAGAGGAUUCAAAUGUCAGAUGUGGCCCUCUGGGCCUCUCCAUGUGGCCCUUAGGCCUCCCCCUCAUUGUGCCUCCUUGAAUGCUUUUGCCUAACUGGAGUGUGUCUGGAACUGUUAAAUGCUCUCUUGCUUGACAAGAUAGAGGUUGGGGAACCUUUGGGUGGCUUUCUGUACAGGAGUAUGAGCCUCCUUUACUCCUAGCAGAAGAGGGAAUUUUCAGCAGACGUAGUUUCUCCCUCCCCUGUCUGACAAGCCGUCACCUACCAACAUCCCCUCAUUCCCUCUCCUAUGAAGCUGCCUCAGGCUGAGCCAGACCUUUGACCUGUCUGGCCCAGGGCUGCUUCUUGCUUUGGCUGGCAGUAGCCACUUAAAGGCUUUCCCAGCCCUUCCUACUUCCAGGGUCCCUUUAACGGUGAUGGCAGGACUCUGCAUGCAAUGCUUUGCUCUGCUGCUGAGUGGCAGUCUCCCCUUGCGUCUGGUCACCAUGGAAGCAGGAAGGUGGACACAUAAUGCUUUUUCAGAAGGGUUCCAGGCUCUAGCUCUAGGGCAGAGGUUCCAAAGUGUGGCACCUGAGGGUGCCGGUGUGCCAGCCAUUGCCUCCUAUAGUGCCCACGAAAGGUCUUUGUAAAUAUCCUGUAAAAAAUAAUAAUAAUACCACAGUACACUAGUGAUUGUUUCCUCUUCCUGCUCACUUCCUGUUUGUACAGGCUUGGCCUCUCUUCUACUAAACUCACUGCCUUAAACAUGCCCACUUGCCAGUGGAUGUCUGAUUUCCUAUCUGUUCUGAAUGGGGUGGUUGAAUGCUCUUUUAGACGUUGAGGCCAUUUUGCCAUCCCUCGGUGGCAGCCAUUUUGUGACGCGACGGGCCCCCAUGGCAGCCAUGACACUGUCUCAAGAUUUGUAAUGUACCCAUUGGCUGAAAAAGGUUGGUGACAUGUGCUCUAGGAGAGGUAGCCAUUGUGGAUGGGGUCAGUCAUUACACACGGCAGAUGGCGUUGGCUAAAGAUUAGAAGCAUCUUUCGGCAAAGUGCCCUGUGUCAGGAGCCCACUCAUUCAUUCCCCCAGUCAUGAGAAGGGAUCCCAGAGAAUUCAGUUGGAAACGGAUGUGGGAAUUUCUACUGUUUCUUGGCACAUUUAGAGCAGAAAUAAAUCCAGUGACUACAGGUGGUUUUCAUUCACAAAGUUCCUGUUUGUUUGUUCUUAAAGCCCACAAGUGACAAGUAAUUAAUGACUUUAAAAAAAAAAAUUGUUUUGACAUUUCCUGUACAUUGAAAUGGUGUGGAAAGUAAUUACAUAGUUAAUUAAAUUCAUAAUGUAAA
Molecule: messenger RNA, 3367 nt
Organism: Podarcis muralis (Common wall lizard)
Lineage: Eukaryota; Metazoa; Chordata; Lepidosauria; Squamata; Lacertidae
Source: RefSeq, a predicted model, not a curated record